AGUGCCAGAUUGACAUUUAGUAAUAAUAGAAUCAGCCAAUCAGAGAGCGCCUCCUCCCGUGCACGCAUGUGAAUGAAGCGUGUAUAGUAAUAUUCCAGAAAGUUUGGGGAGAGGUCGCCAUGUUUCACUGUUUAAUCCACAUGCUUAGUUUGUAGUUAUUUCAUGCAUCUUGUGUCUUGUGUGCGUCCAGAACUAUUAUAAUCGACAUGGCGUACCUGGUCUGGAAACUCAGCAGAGGAGCAAUGGCUUGAAGACAUCAAGAGACAUGUGACUUUGGAUUACAACAAAUCGAACAGCGGUGUCUGCGUGUGUGUUUUACUGCGGUGUGUGUGUGUGUAGUGCGUGUGUGUGUUUAGUGUGUGUGUGUGCAGUGUGUAGGUGCGAUGGCGCGGUGUUGCUGCAACAGUCGUGUGCUGUGCCUGUGCCUGCUGCCCUGCAUGAUGAUGGGUCACCUGCUCAUCUACAUCCUGGUGUCCAUCUUCGUCACCAUCUCCUACAACAGCAGUCAGGCUCCGCCUCCUCUCCCACUGCACUUCGUCGCCCCCGGCGCCUCCAAGAACUCCGUUGCCGUGGCGUCGCACCCGCUCGGCCCCUUCUGGAACCUGCGGCUGCAGGACGGAGCGCUCUGGAACCGCCUGCAGCACCAGCUCGACCGCCGCCACAACCCCAUCCUCAGGGCGCGGCGACGGCGAGGGGGCAACGGAACGCUGGGUGGGGGGGUAAACGGGGCAACAGGGGGGGGAGCGUGUGAGUGGCGGCCCCAGGGGUCGUCCCAGCUGCCGGACUUUAACGAGCUGCCGCAGCAGAUGAAGGACUUUGUGCUGUCCAUGGACUGCAGGACCUACCCGCUGCUGAUGGACCAGCCACACCUGUGUGAGCCCCGCGGGCCCCUGGUGGGCCCCAGAGCCGAGGGGGACGCAGAGCAACCCACGCUGCUCAUGGCCAUCAAGUCCCAGGUGGGCAACUUUGAGAGUCGUCAGGCGAUUCGGGAGACGUGGGGGAAGAGUGGUUGGGUACCGGUCGAGUCAGCAGGUGGAGGAGGAAGAGGAGGAGGAAGAGGAGGCCUGGUGCGCACCGUGUUCCUGCUGGGCCGCCAGGACUCGUCGACGGGCCCCCACCCGAACCUCAACGCCCUGCUGGAGCUGGAGAGCCAUCGCCACGGCGACAUCCUCCAGUGGGACUUCCGCGACACCUUCUUCAACCUGACGUUGAAGGACGUGCUCUUCUGGGACUGGUUCGGCCAGCACUGCCCUGGUGCUCGCUUCGUCUUCAAGGGCGACGACGACGUGUUUGUGCGCACGGGACCCCUGCUGGACUACCUGCUCAGCCAGACACCCCGCACACUGCCCACCACACCCAACAACAACAACAACGACAUCAACAACAACAUCAACAACAACGCCACACAGGCCGUCUGGGACUUCCUGGUUGGUGAUGUCAUCAGCCACGCCUGGCCCAAUCGGCAGCCUGAGACCAAAUACUUCAUCCCGGAGAGCUUCUACGUGGGCGUGUACCCGGCGUACGCGGGCGGGGGAGGCGUGGUCUACUCGGGCUGGCUGGCGCAGCGGUUCCGGGAGGUGUCGCGGCAGGUGCACCUGUUCCCCAUCGACGACGUGUACCUGGGCAUGUGCCUACGCCGUCUGGGCCUGUCCCCCACGCACCACCCCGGCUUCAUGACCUUUGACCUCCCCGAGGGCGAGCGGGAGAAGCCGUGCGCGUACCGCAACGUGAUGCUGGUGCACAAGCGCAGCCCCCGCCAGAUGCUGAUGCUGUGGAGGCAGCUCAGGGAGGCCCUGCCCACCUGCUGAGAACACACACACACACACACACACACAGCUCAGGGAGGCCCUGCCCACCUGCUGAGUACACACACACACACACACACACACACACUAUACACACACAAGACUAAUCUAUACACUAUACACUAUACACAUACACACACACACGCGCACACACACAUACACACACUAUACACACGCACACGCACACGCACAUACACACACGCACACAUACGCACACACAACUCAGAGAGGUCCUGCCCACCUGCUGAGUACACACACACACACACACACACUAUACACACACACAGAACUCAGGGAGGCCCUGCCCACCUGCUGACACACACACACAACUCGCCUCAGUAGCCAUCAUCUGGGGCUGACCUGCAGUGGACCACAACCUGACCUGGUAUACUGUAGAUCUAGCCAUGAUUUGGAAUAGAUCCGACCUGACCUGGUAUAGAUCUAGCCAUGAUUUGGAAUGGACCGUAACCUGACCUGGUAUAGAUCUAGCCAUGAUUUGGAAUGGACCGCAACCUGACCUGGUAUAGAUCUAGCCAUGAUUUGGAAUGGACCGUAACCUGACCUGGUAUAGAUCUAGCCAUGAUUUGGAAUAGAUCCAACCUGACCUGGUAUAGAUCUAGCCAUGAUUUGGAAUUGAUCCAACCUGACCUGGUAUAGAUCUAGCCAUGAUUUGGAAUUGAUCCAACCUGACCUGGUAUAGAUCUAGCCAUGAUUUGGAAUGGACCGUAACCUGACUUGGUAUAGAUCCAGCCAUAUUUUGGAAUAGACCGAAGCCUCACCUGAGCCAAUCUUACCCAUUCUGUUCAUGUUGUGAAUUCUCAGCCUUGUUACUGAUGAGAGCCACUGCAGGGGUCAGAACAGCGAGUGGUAAAGGGGACCAACAGACGCUGAUUCUGGAACAAUCCUGGCGCUGGUCUAGAGAUGACCCAGUCUUUAUCAGUAACCGCGUAACAGUCUGGUUGUCACCCAAUUUGUUCUUGAAGCUGACCUUUACAUGAAAUGGCCAGCAGAUGGCGCUUUUGCUUAAUGUGAGAUAUAAGGCUCUGACGUGAGAGACGCAAGACUAAUCCAGGGUGAUAUUCACUCCAGAGACUAGAAUCUAUGUGUGUGGGAUAUACAAUUGAUUGUAUAUCCCAUGGGAACUUCUGCUAAACAAGAUAAAUAUAUUUAUACCUUUA
Alosa sapidissima (American shad) is the source of this 2983-nucleotide messenger RNA. Its product is annotated as N-acetyllactosaminide beta-1,3-N-acetylglucosaminyltransferase 2. NCBI's taxonomy places the organism in Eukaryota, Metazoa, Chordata, Actinopteri, Clupeiformes, Clupeidae. Gene Ontology annotation, cellular component: membrane. The coding region runs from base 384 to 1808 and encodes 474 amino acids. The record is from RefSeq and is a predicted model, not a curated record. Gene Ontology annotation, molecular function: hexosyltransferase activity. The transcript has 4 exons.